Molecule: messenger RNA, 1289 nt
Organism: Peromyscus leucopus (white-footed mouse)
Lineage: Eukaryota; Metazoa; Chordata; Mammalia; Rodentia; Cricetidae
Gene: Rsph14
Product: radial spoke head 14 homolog
Exons: 7
Coding region: 205-1230 (341 amino acids)
Molecular function (GO): protein binding
Source: RefSeq, a predicted model, not a curated record
GUGCCUGCGCCUUGGCUCUCUAGGGCGAUGACCAGGAAGCUGCAGACGCUGGCAGUCUCCUAGCAACCAGGUCGCCUGGGAAUGGAAUCAGCGCUCUGGCUGGCAGACACCAGGAGACUACAGGCACUGUAAAUCAAGUGAGGCCGCUGCAGCGGCGAUUUCUACAGAGCUUCGUUUUCAAAGCCCUUUGGCGGUUGUGGAAAGAUGGCUCAUGCCCGGAUCUCCAUGUAUAUGCCUCCCGACAUCGACCCCACAAAGGCUGCCAUUGCUUAUGGCUGUCGGGCCUUACCCAAGCUUAAUGAAGAGCUUCAAUCACCGAAUCUCCAGACAAGGCAGAAAGCCCUAGUGGCUCUGUGUGACCUCAUGCACGAUCCUGAGUAUGUCUAUGAGGCCAUCAACAUAGGCUGCCUGGAGAGCCUGAAGACCCUGCUGAAGGAUGAUGAUAACCUGGUCCGGAUAAAGACCACCGAGGUGCUGUACAUCAUGGCCACCCAUAACGUAGGCAGAACUGGCUUCUUAGAGCAUGACAUCAUCCUGGCCCUGUCACACCUGCUGGAUGAUCACCAGAUCGUCUGCCGGGAGAACCUGCACCAGGCAUACAAGCAUCUGGCACAGCUGCCUGCAGGUGCCCGGGGCAUCGUCAACAGUGGCCUGAUCCCCUCGCUGGUGUGGAACCUGCAUUCAGAGGAGGAAUACAUUCAGGAGAUCAUCUUGGACACUCUGGCACCAUGCCUGCAGGAGGAUGCCAGUGAGGCUCUAGAUAGCCACGCUGUGCCCUGUUUUAAGGAGAAGCUCCAAAGUGAGAACCGCCAACUCCGCAGCAAGGCUGCCCGGGCACUCAUUGCUAUCAGCAUCCCCUUGGAGGGCAAGCAACAGGUGUGGCAGCAUGAAGUCAUUCCUAUCCUGGUGGAUCUGUUGUUGGACCCUGAUGAGGAGGUACAAGGUAAUGUGGCUGGGGCCCUGAUGCACGCAGCCGUGACCACUGAAGGGAAAUACGCGGCCCUGGAUGUGGACGCCAUCGCCCCGCUCCUGGAGCUGCUCUGCGCUACAACACACAGCAAGGUGUGCCUGAACACCAUCAAAGCCCUCACCAUGCUGGCUGAGGCCCCCGAGGGCCGCAGGUUACUGCAGCCCCACCUGCCUACCCUCCGGGUCUUCCUGCAGCACAAAAACGAGGCCAUACAGCGGGCAGCCCAAAUAGCCAUCAAAGUGAUUGAGUGGAAGCCAUGACUUCCUUUCAGGCCAGACCCGAGAGGCUGUCUGUAGGCCUGAAUAAACGGAUUGAAUCU